UGUAGGAGAAACCCUUGCUCACCCUCUUCUAUGGGUUUCCAGCCUUCAGAACCCGACACAACAGGGCUUUCCACUAUCUCGGCUGCCCUGCCGCUCCUUCUAAUGUCCCCUUCCUGUUCUAUCUGCCAUCCCAGUACUUCUCUCUCCCUCCCUGUGACCCACAAGCUGCUCUUAGCCCUUCCUCCCUCCUAUGACCUGCCUGUCACAUGAUUUUGCUCAUUUCCUCCACUUGGGAGAAGAGACAGGUGUGGUAGAGGUGCAGCUGAGUCCCUACCUUCUUAAAGGGCCAGCUCAUCCUGUUAUAAUCCCUACUACUUUCAUCCUCAAAUAAAAAUGACUCAGAAAAUCAAUUCGAUGUAUCAGCAGCCAAUAGUUUGUGUUGCUGUUUGUAUUUCAUCUUUGAACUGCAGAAAUAUUUCAGUUCUAAUGUUUUCUGUGUUUGGCUGUAAGGACCUUACAGCAAAUUAUAUUAAUUGAUAGGAAGCAAAGUUGUAUUUAUAAAUUGGAUCAAGGUCUUUACUUUGUGUCUUUAGUCCAUCUCUAGCUGAAACUCACUUAAAGAUUAACAUUCCCGUCCUUGUAUUGUAUGUGUUUCCUUCAAAUGAAGUACCUGUUUUUAGAAGGUCCUUGCUGUUCAUUGUCACAGUGCAGCAUAAUGAGUGGUGCAUUAUAUGCAGGGUGAAGAUAUUCUGAAGAAGUUUGAAAGUUUACUUAUGGAGAAUGUCUCAGUGUAUAUUGCAACAAGCCUGCCAACUUUAGCUGUAAAUUCAACUGAUCUUAAGGUUUUGAAGAAAAAAGGGGCUCAUGUAAGAAGGGUCAAUUUUGGACAUUUGACAAAAGGGGUGCUGCAUUCCAAAUUCUGGAUUGUAGAUAUGAAACACAUGUAUAUUGGCAGUGCAAAUAUGGACUGGAGGUCAUUUUCUCAGGUGAAAGAAGUUGGUGCCGUGAUAUACAACUGCAGCUGCUUAGCCAAUGAUCUAUGGAAAACGUUCAGAACAUACUGGGAUCUUAGGCAUGCUAAUGCCACCGUUCCCUCCCCAUGGCCGAGCAAUUACUCCACCAAAAUUAACAAGUAUGGGCCUCUGGACGUGCAGUUUAAUGGAACCUUGACAACAGCCUAUUUUUCUGUAAGUCCUCCUGUGUUUUGCCCAAAGGGUCGUACUCACGACCUCAUUUCUAUUAUUGACAUUAUAAAUGAUGCAGAAGAAUAUGUGUAUAUCUCAGUCAUGGAGUAUUUUCCUACAACCCGCUUCAGACACCCAGCAAAAUACUGGCCAGACAUUGACAAUGCUCUGAGACGUGUGGCAUUCAACCACAAUGUAAAAAUCAGGCUUUUGAUCAGCUGCUGGCUCCACACUGACCCGUCCAUGUUCCAUUAUUUGCAGUCACUUUGUGCUCUCAGUGAUCCACAUACCAACAUCACCAUCGAUGUGAAAAUCUUCAUUGUUCCAGUUCUGAAUCACACAAACAUCCCUUUCGGGAGAGUGAACCACAACAAAUAUAUGGUCACUGAUAAAGUGGCAUAUAUUGGAACUUCCAAUUGGUCAAAAGAUUACUUUAGUAAUACAGCUGGAGUUGGGCUGAUUGUCAACCAGACUUCAACAGAUCCUCAAAGAAAGAAGCCAGUUAUACAGGAACAAUUAAAAAAUGUUUUUGAACGAGACUGGAAUUCCAAAUAUUCAGUAAAUAUGGAAGAUCUACAUGGGCAGAAAGACUGUGCCUGGGAAGAGGGAUUAAGUUACUUAUAAAGUUCAACAUUUUUUUUCUAUUUGAAAUGUAAUAUACACGAAAUACAUAGUUUAUUUUUAUUAUGUGUCAAAAAAAUCAUUUCCUACUGGUAUGGCCCACUACUUAAUGUUCUGGGAGCACAGUUCAAUAUACCUGUAUAAUCAAAUAAUUUUUGGCAGUUAAUAUGUGAAAUAUUUGUAUAUUUGUCCGGGACAGCAUUAGGCAUGGACCACAUAAGCAGCAACCCAGGGCACAAUAAGGACCAGAUUUAAUCACCUAAAGAUUCAGAUUCAUAGAUUACAAGGUCAGAAGGGACCAUUGUGAUCAUCUAGUCUGACCUCCUGUAUCACACAAGCUUCCCCAGAAUAAUUUCUAGAGUAGAUGUUUCAGAAAAAUAUCCAGUCUUUAUUUUAUUUUAAAAUUGUUAGUGAUGGAGAAUCCCCCAUGACCCAAGACCCGGGUCUUCAGUGGCGGAAGGGAAGGACCUGCCACCGAAUUGCCGCCACAGAAUGAAGCAGCACGGUAGAGCUGCCUCCGAAGUGCCACCGAUCG
This is a messenger RNA of Mauremys mutica (yellowpond turtle), 2280 nucleotides long. Its product is annotated as 5'-3' exonuclease PLD4-like. The coding region runs from base 672 to 1748 and encodes 358 amino acids. The record is from RefSeq and is a predicted model, not a curated record. Gene Ontology annotation, molecular function: catalytic activity. The transcript is spliced from 7 exons. Gene Ontology annotation, biological process: hematopoietic progenitor cell differentiation; phagocytosis. Gene Ontology annotation, cellular component: nucleus; endoplasmic reticulum; phagocytic vesicle. Lineage: Eukaryota; Metazoa; Chordata; Testudines; Geoemydidae.